UUGCAAUUAAAAUUGGUAUCAAUAGGUUAUUAACUAUGUACUUGACUCUGUCAUCAUAAAAUAUUAUGAGUACACAUCCUAACAGUUAACUAGUUCAAACUACAAAAAAGUUAAAUAUCUAUGCAAACUCUGCAAUUUAUGCAUUCGUAAGUGAGACGUACAGACUAUACAGUAGUGUUAUAAUAUUGUUUUACAUUCGCGCCAUUUUUUAAGUUUUGUCUUUUUAUUUGUGAAACAAAAUUGAAACAAUGCUGCGACAAUAUCUGGUGGUUAUUAUAGCAAAUCUAAGCGUACUAACAACAGGUAUGAGUACAUCAUGGCCAUCACCAAUGUUAGUGAAGCUGGUUACUGCUGGUGAAUCACCGCUGUCAAGAUCACCAACUGAUGAAGAAGUGUCUUGGAUCGUGUCUUUGGGUUUUCUAAUUGGUAUAGUUUCAAACAUCAUUGGCAGUACAUUCCUAGAUAUAAUAGGUAGAAAGUAUUGCAUUUUGGCCUGCUCGGUUCCCAAACUAGCUAUGGCCAUAAUACUGAUAUUCUCUACAGAAGUCUGGCUUGUAAUUCUGGCACGAGCUGUCAUGGUCAUGGGAGAUUGUUUUGUUCUGGUGGUCGUUCCUAUUUAUACUGCGGAAAUUGCUAGUAAAGAACUCAGAGGUGCUUUAGGAGUGUUACUCCAAGGUUUUUCUUCAUUAGGAAUAUUGAUUACAUUAUCUGUGGGACCAUUUGUUUCCUAUUAUACGUACAGUUAUAUAAUCUGUGGAGCUAUUGUAGUGGCUACUAUGCCGCUCUUAUUUCUACCUGAGACUCCGUACUAUUUGAUUUCUAAAGGUAAAACAGACGCUGCACUAGAAACCCUAACUACCCUCAGACAUUCGGAAACAGAUGCCAAAAUAGAACUAGAAGAAUAUAGAAAAUCGAUAGAAGAACACGUAGAAAUAGAUAAAAAGGCGCUUUUUAAGGACAAAACGUUUUUAAAAGCGCUAGCACUUUGUGUUCUUAUGUGCGGGGGUUCACAGCUAGUAGGAUACAAUGCUGUCAGCUUUUACUUGCAAACGAUUUUGAUCUCUGCACAAACGAAUAUAAUGCCGGAAAUCGCGUCUGUGAUAAUAAGUGUUAUUCAAGUGGUGUCUUGCUUGUCUUUGACGGUUUUGACAUCGAUCUUUCAAAGGAAACGGUUGUUGGUCAGUUCGUUGUUCGGGAUAUUUGUGGGAAUGAUGGGUUUAGGUACCUUCUUCCAAGUAAGUGGACCAGAUUAUGAAGUCACUGGAUUCAUGAACUAUUUGCCGAUAAUUUCACUUAUAUUGGUCGUAUUUUGUUAUAGUGCUGGAAUUGGAGCAUUACUAUGGCCAACAGCCACAGAACUUUUCGAAGGUCCAACACGAGCAUUUGGCACUACUUUUGGUCUUGUAUUUAGUCUCUUAACAAUAUUCCUUACAGCUAAAUAUUUUCCCAUUAUGACUGCCGCAUUUGGACCAGCGUCUACUUAUUGGUUUUUCAGCGUUUCUUGUUUCAUUAUUGGUGCAUUAAUUACGAUGUACUUACCGGAAACCAAAGAUAAAACUUUUAGAGAAAUUCAAGUGUCCUUGGGUAAAAAGGAUGAUAAGAAAUGUCCAUCUUGAGUUUGAUUUGCUGUAAAAUAUUGGACAUAAUAUUGUUGACUAUAAUUACCUUGUGUUAAAAGACUCCCAGUGUAUAAUUAUAUGUAACGUAGAAUAAGCUUAAAUAAAUGUAUAGGAUAUCGUUGUAUUAGAACGAGUGAAAGAAAGUAUUACAAAAUUUCCAUAAUGUACAAUCUAAUUAAAAAUAUUAGGACUUAAAUUAAAUUAUAAGGACUUUUAGUGACGAUUGACGAAUGACAUUGGAUGACCUAUGAAUCUUGCAACGAUUAUGUAUUAGAUUUUAAUUGAAUAUAAUACAGUUACUCAAUUAUUUUUAUUCGAAAUAAAAACUUUUAGCGUU
Colias croceus (clouded yellow) is the source of this 1956-nucleotide messenger RNA. RefSeq names its product facilitated trehalose transporter Tret1-like. Gene Ontology annotation, cellular component: membrane. Gene Ontology annotation, biological process: transmembrane transport. The record is from RefSeq and is a predicted model, not a curated record. The transcript is spliced from 7 exons. Bases 249 to 1616 code for a protein of 455 amino acids. Lineage: Eukaryota; Metazoa; Arthropoda; Insecta; Lepidoptera; Pieridae. Gene Ontology annotation, molecular function: transmembrane transporter activity.